This is a messenger RNA of Spathaspora passalidarum NRRL Y-27907, 5271 nucleotides long. It is a transcript of the gene RIM15, whose product is annotated as protein kinase. Gene Ontology annotation, biological process: peptidyl-serine phosphorylation; phosphorelay signal transduction system. NCBI's taxonomy places the organism in Eukaryota, Fungi, Ascomycota, Pichiomycetes, Serinales, Debaryomycetaceae. Bases 1 to 5271 code for a protein of 1756 amino acids. Gene Ontology annotation, cellular component: cytoplasm; nucleus. The record is from RefSeq and is a predicted model, not a curated record. The transcript is spliced from 2 exons. Gene Ontology annotation, molecular function: ATP binding; protein serine/threonine kinase activity.
AUGUCCAACCAAUCCACCCCUAGGAUUCAAACUCCCAUCCAAGAUGAGGAUGUACUAUUCUAUAAACCAAUCUUUGAAUCUACCCCGUUGCUGCAUCAGCCAUCUGAGAGGUCAUUAUCACCCCGCGAAAUACCUGAUCAAUCAAAGCUGCGAAACGGACCACCCCCACAGCUGAAUUCCCUAGUUCUGAUAGCUGAAAUCUCACCUGCAACAUCUAAUCGUUCAAUCGAAGAACAAAUCGAUCUCAGAUUAGCAUCGUCAAACAACCCCACAAUUGUUAUGGAACUUGAUUUGGAUGGGAACAUACGAUAUAUCAGUAAAAGCUGGGAAUAUAUAGUAGGAACAAACAUCCGCAAGAUUAUCAAUUGUCCAAUUUCAAAAAUCAUCAUUGGGAAUAAUGAUGAUGAUUUCAAAGUGUUCAAUAAUGCCAUUGAUCAAAUGAUCAAAGAUGACGGUAGUUAUAAAGUAAAGUUUAUAACUGCAACCAAUAAUGCUCCUCGCAUGGAACCAAGUGAACUGAUGAAACAAGAACAAGAAAUGUAUAAUGAUUUGAAACGACUUCUAAGUAGACCUGGAGACUUAGAUAACGAUAAUCAGCAAGAAAUUAAUAUGACGCCUCCGAAUUCGGCAGUGGAAUCUGAAGCUGAAUCCGAAAUUGAAUUACCUGUGGAAGACUAUAUUCCAGGCUAUAUAAGAACUGGUUCAAGAGCCAUUAAAAUCCAGGAUGGAGCUGAACAAAGCAGUCUAGGCUCACAAGAAGAUACAUUAAGUCAGCUAAGCUCAACUUUAUCAAACGAUGGGGGUAUAAUAGAAUUAGAAGCCCAAGGUAUAUUAAUUCACGAUGCCAAGACAAACUUACCUAGUCAUUCCAUGUGGACAAUCAGACCAUUUCAACACAUUGAUUUGGACUUGACUUUACCUAAUGCUUUGAUAGAUUUACUAGGGUUUGGGUCAGAGAUAUUCGAAGGAUAUUUACUUAAUUUAAAAGAGUUGGCUAUCAUUGAUGAGGAAUCAGUGCCACAACCCAAGACUGUUUUAUGUAGGAUUUGUGAAGCAUAUUUCCCUGCAUGGUUUAUUGAGAAACAUUCUGAUUUGUGUAUUUUGGAACAUCGAGCCAAGGAAAACUUACAACAAUGUCAUGAUGCUAUAAGUGAACAAAGAGACUUGGUCCUUAAGAUUAUCGAGAGUUUAGCACAGCAACAUGCACGUCUGCAACUGGGUAGCCAGCAAUCAUCAUCAGAAUCAAUAUCUCCAACAUCCUCGAUUUCUACCCUUUCGUCAUCGUCUUCAUUGUCAUCCUCAGAAACUCCCUCACCUGUGAUUUAUGAUUAUAAAGGGAUUCCAUUACCUAUUGUUGGAGAUAUUGCAAAUGCGUCACCAAGUUUAGCUAAUCAAGUAUUGACCAAGAAUUUCCAAGCCAGGAGCGGAAGUUUAAUUCAGUCGAGAAAGUUUCCAUUUGGGAUACUUCAAAAAGUAGUUGAUAUAUGCGAUGAUGCAUUACUAGUGAACCCACCAUCAAAUAAUGAAGAACAUGUUCUUGAGUUUUCGCCCAGCUCAGAAAAAGCAUUGAACAAUGUCAUUGCUAGGCCAAUCCUAGAAACAUCAGAUUUUGCAAUCAAACAAAUCAUUGAGGAUACACAAGCGUUAAUUGAUAAUAAAAUGGACACACUUUCUCGAUUGAUUUCGAUUUUGCAAUACAUGGAUAAGAUAAACAAGGAAGUAGAUGAUUUAGUAUUGAAAACAGUUCGAGAAACAGUGACAAAGAUAAAAGAACAAACCAUUAGUGAGAUUGACCAAGAGCCGCCUAGAGUAUCUACUCCUGAUAUCAUUCAUUUAGAUCAAUCGCUGACUAUGCCUUUACGUCCUCUACCAGUUCCAGUAUCAAACCACAUCAUUCAAGCACCUAGACCAUCGAAAAGUAGAGCAAGUCCUGCCUCAGAGUUAUUCCUGCUGCCAUUUGAAAGCGUUGUUACACCAAGAGAUAUAUUGCUUAGUAGAGAGCAUUCAAAACGACACAGUGAGAGUAAUCAUUCCGUGUCCUCCGCAUCACCCAUGUCAAUUAGUCAUCCAAGUUCUAAGUUGGGCCAUCAUCACUCAGAUCACUCACUGAGGAACAAUUCACGGGACUUGUUGGAAUCAAUUCAAAAUCUAGACCUAUCCAAGAAAUCUUCAGAAAACAAUUCAUCCUUCUCAUCACCACGAAGACAUUUAUCACCUGCUCCAUAUGUUGAAAAGCUGAAUUUAACAAGUUUGCAAAAGAACACAGCUAGUUCGAGAUACACUCCAGUAUCGUCACCUAUGAUUACUCACGAUGAAGGAGGUGAUCAUAAAAAGAUCACUAAGCUAUCACUAACAACCACCGACGCAUAUGGAUCGACAAUGCCAAUAACACCUCAACUGGUAUCAAUGCAAAAGAUGACGGCACCAUUGUCGCCAUUGUUAGUUUCUUCAACCGCGCUGUCAAAACCUAUCAGUGGAGGAGGAGUUCGUGAUUAUGAAGUGAUCAAACCCAUUAGUAAAGGUGCAUUUGGGUCCGUUUUUCUUGCUAAACGCAAGCUUACGGGUGACUAUGUAGCCAUUAAAUGUUUAAGGAAACGAGAUAUGAUUGCCAAGAAUCAAGUUCUUAAUGUGAAGUCUGAGCGGGCGGUAAUGAUGCGACAAACUGAUUCGCCUUAUGUUGCUCAAUUGUAUUGUAGUUUCCAAUCUCGUGACUAUCUUUAUUUAGUGAUGGAAUUUUUGAUUGGUGGUGAUUGUGCUAUGUUGAUUAAGAAUUUAGAAGUUGUUGGUUUGGAAUGGUCCGCGAGGUAUAUUGCGGAGAUCAUUGUUGGAGUUGAUGACUUGCACAAGCGAGGUAUUAUUCAUCGUGAUUUAAAACCAGAUAAUAUUUUAAUUGAUAAAGAUGGGCAUUUGAAAUUGACGGAUUUUGGGUUAUCUAGAUUAGGGGUUGUUGGAAGACAAAAUACCCAUAGAAAGAGUAGCACUAAUGAUCAAGGAAUUGAAUUAUUUAGAAGCACUUUGAGUGUGGAACCCGGUUUACAUGAAUUCCAUCAUAAGAGAACAAGUUCAGGAACUCCAUUUACGUUGUCCCCAACUAUUGAACAUGCUAAAUUGAACACUAUUAAUAAUCUCAACACCAUAAAUAAUAUACAGCAGCAGCAUGCAUUACAGCAUCAACUAAGUUCACCAACAUUAUCAUUCAUGGAAGCAUUUAGUGGAACAUCUCCUUCAACACCAGGUCUGCUGACAUUGGCUACUCCUAUAGGACCAAUAUUCCCCUUGCCUGCACCUCCACCACCAGGGGCCUCACAUUCAGGGUCGCUCUCAAACAUAUUUCCUCACAGAAGCUCGUUAUUGAAGGGUCGUUCGAAUUCUAGUGGCUUGGAUUCUCCGGUAUUGAAACCAAUUAUUCCUCGCACGUCCUCAGAGUCAUCAUUUGCUAUCCUUGAUGAAGAUUACAGCCACGGAGGAACAGGAUCAGGUUCUUCUUCGUCCGCUACAGGGUUUGGACCCAUUACAACAAUGGGAAACCAAACUGGGGUCAAUUAUGCAUUAUACGAUCCUCAAAAUGAGCACGAAUUCAAGAAGUUUGUAGGUACCCCCGAUUAUUUGGCUCCAGAAACUAUUGAAGGUAUAGGACAAAGUGAAGCGUCUGAUUGGUGGUCGAUUGGAUGCAUCUUGUUUGAGUUUUUAUAUGGAUAUCCCCCAUUUCAUGCUGACACUCCCGAUCAAGUAUUCCGGAAUAUUCUUGAGUGUAAAAUCGAUUGGCCCGGAUUACCACCUGAAGAAGAUUUGAAUUUUUGUUCACCGGAGGCCAAGGAUUUGAUUAUUAAAUUAUUAACUCUAGAUCCCCAUGAGAGAUUGGGGUAUCAUGGUGCCGAGGAGAUCAAGUCACAUCCAUUCUUUAAGGAUAUUCAUUGGGACACGUUAUUUGAAGAACCAGCUCCAUUUGUACCUAUUGUUGAUGACCCUGCCCUGACUGAUUAUUUCGAUCCUCGUGGUGUGGGCGUGGUUCAAUUCCCUAAGGAUGAUUCCGACACCGAUGAUAACAAAAGUGAUGUUGAACGUGAAGGCGGAACUUUUGGUGAUGUGGUUCAUCGAAGUAGUAUAAAUACCAAUAAUAGUGGUGAAUCCCCUGGUGGGUCGUUUUCGGUUCCAGGAACGGGACAUAGUGGUGGUAGUAGUGGUAGUGCUGGAAUAGGGAUUCAAUUCAAGAAAGAGAGAAGAAGCAGUCGAUUAGCUGAUCCAGGUGAAUUUGGAUCGUUCCAUUUCAGAAACUUGUCAGUUUUGGAAAAGCAGAACAAAGAUGUGAUUAAUAGGUUAAAAACAGAACAUUUGGAACAUCGGAAUAGUUUUUCGUCAAGUUCAUCUGAUUCACCCAAGUUACGCUCCCGAGGGUUCUCCUUUGGCGGUAUUGGCAGUGGUGGCACUGUUCCAGGAUCAGUAUCAGGUAGUAUUGGGUCGGGUUCCGGUGUUAUGUCAGGAAGUCCAUUCAAGAGACCGGUGUCACCAUCAACUCCUCAUUCAUUAAGUCUCGGUUCUCCUGCAGGUGCUCCAGGUGGUGGUAGUGUAAGAUCAGCUCUGCCUAAUCGAAUAUUUGAUUCACCUGUCACCGGAGGCAAUGUAGGAGUGGGAAGACAAGAAAGAAUUGCAUCUGCUGUAAGUACGUACUCCCUGGGUGAUGAAGGUAUGGCUGGAAGUGCGAAUGGCAGUGGAAGUGAAGAGAAGUUGAGAUCUUCAAGUAUGGCUAUCAGCAAACAUUCUUCAUUACUUCGAGAUUUGAAUUCACCAUUGACUUCCGAUAAUGAAGAAAGUUCUAACGCCUUGUUCCGGGUGCAACAACGUAGAAAACGAGAGAAUUCAAGAAUGGAUAAUGAUUCUAUUUCAAUAGCGAAUGAAUUGGAUGUUCUUUAUUGUGAACCUAUCCUGGUUGUUCGCCAUAGUGUGGUUAAGUUACUUGAACGCGCAGGAUGUAUUGUUGUAUCUAUAACUGAUGGUGAGGAGUUGGUUAAAAGAGCCACAUCUCGUGUUAAAUUCGAUUUGAUAUUCACAGCAUUGAAAUUACCUCACGUAGAAGCUAUUGACGGGGUUAAAUUAAUCAAGUUUACAACGGGGAAGAACUCCCAGAGUCCAAUUGUGGCCGUGACUGGAUUCCCUGAAGAAGCUAAGGAAUCGGGUGUUUUCGAUUAUAUAAUUACCAAGCCGGUUGAUUUUGACCAGGUGCAAAGAUGUAUUAAUAAGUUCACUAACGAAGUGGCCAUAUUGGAUGAGUAG